Scophthalmus maximus (turbot) is the source of this 3336-nucleotide messenger RNA. It is a transcript of the gene ldb1b, whose product is annotated as LIM-domain binding 1b. The transcript has 11 exons. Gene Ontology annotation, molecular function: LIM domain binding. The record is from RefSeq and is a predicted model, not a curated record. Lineage: Eukaryota; Metazoa; Chordata; Actinopteri; Pleuronectiformes; Scophthalmidae. Gene Ontology annotation, cellular component: transcription regulator complex; nucleus. The coding region runs from base 125 to 1369 and encodes 414 amino acids. Gene Ontology annotation, biological process: negative regulation of transcription by RNA polymerase II; nervous system development; positive regulation of transcription by RNA polymerase II.
GUGCCCCUGAGCCUAACAGUCUGGACAUGGGAGAUAUCAGAGCGAGGGACAGGCAUGAAAACGGAGACCCAGUCUGAGAGUCAGAUCAGUGUUCAGCUGUGAAAGUGCAUUUGUGGGUGACAAAAUGGCGAUGUCAGAACAGCUAGAAACUGAAGAAGGCUGUUCCUCCAAGUCAUUCAAGCUGUACUCCCCCAAGGAGCCCCCCAACGGCAGCACUUUCCCCCCUUUCCACCCCGGCACCAUGCUGGACAGAGACGUGGGUCCCACCCCAAUGUAUCCUCCCACAUACCUGGAGCCAGGAAUAGGGAGGCACACACCAUAUGGCAACCAGACAGACUACAGAAUAUUUGAACUUAACAAACGGCUACAGAACUGGACAGAGGAGUGUGAUAACCUGUGGUGGGAUGCAUUUACUACAGAAUUCUUUGAAGACGAUGCCAUGUUGACCAUCACUUUCUGUCUGGAGGACGGACCCAAACGUUACACAAUUGGCCGGACGUUGAUUCCACGGUACUUCCGGAGUAUAUUUGAGGGUGGCGCCACUGAGCUCUACUAUGUGCUGAAACAUCCCAAGGAGUCCUUCCACAAUAACUUUGUCUCCCUUGAUUGUGAUCAGUGCACCAUGGUCACUCAGAAUGGGAAGCCCAUGUUCACACAGGUGUGUGUAGAGGGGCGCUUGUACCUGGAGUUCAUGUUUGACGACAUGAUGAGGAUAAAGACGUGGCACUUCAGCAUCAGACAACACCGUGAACUCAUCCCCCGCAGUAUACUGGCCAUGCAUGCCCAGGACCCACAGAUGCUGGACCAGCUGUCCAAAAAUAUAACAAGAUGUGGCCUGUCGAACUCCACCCUUAACUACCUCCGACUCUGUGUGAUUCUUGAGCCCAUGCAGGAGCUGAUGUCCAGACACAAGACAUACAGCCUCAGCCCCAGAGACUGCCUCAAGACCUGCCUCUUUCAGAAGUGGCAGCGGAUGGUGGCACCACCAGCUGAGCCAUCAAGACAGCCCCCUAACAAACGGCGGAAGCGCAAGAUGUCUGGUGGCAGCACCAUCAGCGGGGGAGGAGGAACUAACAACAACAACAACAACAAAAAGAAGAGCCCGGGCAGCGGCUUCCCUCUGUCCAGCCAAGUCCCAGAUGUGAUGGUGGUGGGUGAGCCCACUCUGAUGGGAGGGGAGUUCGGUGACGAGGACGAGCGUCUGAUCACACGGCUGGAGAACACGCAGUUUGACGCGGCCAACGGCAUUGACGACGAGGACAGCUUCAACAAUUCUCCGGCGCUGGGCUCCAAUUCACCCUGGAACAACAAGGCCCCCUCCAGCCAGGAGAGCAAGAGCGACAACCCCACCUCACAGGCAUCGCAGUAGAGCCCUAGAGCCCCACAACCUCAACACAGGCCCUUGUCUGUCCCUCUGCAGCCCCCAUCCCGCGCCGAUAGCCACGAGCGCAUAAGCAACAGUCCAUCAUCUGCUCACCAACCCGAGGCAUCACUGUAGAGCUCAGAUUCAACACACACACAGGUAGCCCAGUGGAGCUCAGUCCGUCAGCCUCUGUGCCAGAGGAAGUUUUAUAAGUUUUAAUAUUUAGGCACUGUGUCCCACCUCCGUCUCCCUUUUCCUCAUCUCAUGCACAAAAUGUCUCAUCUCCUCUUGAAUAUUUUUCUGUUUGGACAGCAACCUGUUAGAUGUGAACAAGCAGGAGCGGCGAUAAUAAUCUGGGGGAGAAGUGAACACACACUGAACUAUCCACACUGAAGUUUUUACGUGUAGGAAGGAGUGGGGUGCAGGGGAAGGUUGGCAGUGGGCCUUCAAGAUGGUGGAGAGUUGCUUAGGGAUGACUUCUCCACCCGUCCUCUAUUAACAUGGCUCUCAGUUCUGGUCCGCUCUGUCGACGCACACGUCACUCGUAAUGUGUAUUAAUAGAGUAUAAAUGUGUACGCGAAUGUGUGUGUGUGUGUAGUAUGUGAGAGGAAAGAUAAGGGGGGUAGUGUGAGCUUCUUCGUGGCUUUGCUGAAGCAGAUGGACCAGAAUUUAGAAUCAGUCUCUAGAACCAUUUACAUUCACACACUAGUGGGAGAGUUUAAAUGUGGCACGAGGGAAACGUCACCCACAUGGACAGAUACACGCCCAAAUCAACAUGGUGAUUGAAGGAUCUUGAGUCCCGCAGUGCCCAAGCCAUCUCUGAUUAGACUACGGUGAAUGCAGUCUUUCAAACAGAGAUCAUGUACAACACAUGCACAUGCACACACACACACACACUUACACAUACAAACACACACACAGUUACACAUUUUAAGAGUUUUUAUACAGUAUAUAUUUCCCUAGAAUGUUUUUUAAUUUGUAUUAAACGCCUUCAUUUCAAUUGUUACUUUUUUAUUUUCUACCAAUACUGAAAAGCUACAGACCAAGGAGCAACACAGGACUUUUAUCCCUCCCCCUUCUAAAAUAUAUUGUUUUUAUCUUUUAUGUUUAUAAAAGAGAAAUAAUUUAGUGUGGAUGUUUUAUUUUGUCUUUUGUUCCGUUUUUGGAGAUUUGAAUUUUUGUGUAUUUGUGCUUGUAUAUUUAAGGUAGUAGCAAAGUUCUGUCUGACUGUAAUAAAAUGUAUUCUUACUUAGAUUUACCUAAAGCCAUCCCGAUCUAAUGUAAAGAAAACAAAAAUAGGAAAAAGGAGAAAAAACACUCAUGAACCCGUCCCCUUUAUCUUCCCACCUGCUCUCUUUCCUCCUCCCUCUUUUUUAAAACUUGUGUAAAUUAAAUUGCAAAAUCCCCGGGGGGUACAGUGGCACCAUGGAGAGACGAUUUUACACGUUCAGUUUAUUUUUUAUUUUUCUAAUUUAUUUUGGCAGGAAUUCACAUAUGUUUUCAUCCAUACAGGAAGUGAUUAAUCACUUUUCAUUCAUCCCAGUCUUGCGUACUGAAAUUUUCAGCUUGAUGCCAAGUGAAUGUGCUCUAUGAAUAUUAACUUAGAUUUUUAUUUUUAUUUAAUUUUUGUCACAUUUUAAUUUCUGUGAACUCUUUCAUAACCAUUGGUGUGAAACCAUCCAUCAUACACACAUGUCCUAAAACCAGCUUCACAUUAAGUUCAGUCGGCAGCAGUUUGGUAGCAAAUCUGUCUGUAAAGUCUGACUAAAAAUGUUAUUGUUUUUGUACAUUUCCAUUUUGUUACAGUUGAUUCCAGCAACAGCUGAGUUUUGUGAGUGAGUUUGAAUGGUGACUUGUACCUUCUCCAAACCCUGUAGAAAAAUCAUUGUUUGAUAUAUAUUUUUUGAUUUGGUUAGUUUCUGCCCUUGAUAAUUAAUGUAUGGUACCAAUAAAAAGAUACAUUUUCACUUUAA